AAACCGCCUUAUGAUUUUUGCUCUGUCUUUCCACUAAUUUUUCAUUGUUGCGGAAGGAAGAAUCAAAAGUAUUUGUCUCGAGAAGCCGCCAUGGAUUUGCAGAGUGGAGAAGCCGCCAUGGAUAUGCAGAGUGAAAUCGAGAGAUUGGUGUUCUUCGAACAUGCUCGAAAACUUUGCGAAGCUACCUACAUCAAAAACCCUUUAGAUGUCGAUAAUUUGACGAAAUGGGGAGGAGCUUUACUGGAAGUAGCACAGUUUCAAAAAAUCACAGAGUCAAAGCUAAUGAUUCUAGAGGGCAUUUCGAAGCUGGAAGAGGCGUUGGUAAUCGAUCCAAAGAAGCACGAUGCUCUUUGGGUCAUUGGUAAUGCUCACGUUUCAUAUGGGUUUUUGACUCCUGAUCAAGCCGAGGCUAUAGAUCACUUUGAGAAUGCUACUCAGUUCUUUCAACGAGCAUUGGAGGAGCAACCGGGGAACGAAUCCUAUCAGAAAUCACUGGAGUUGGCUUCCAAGGCUCCAAUACUACAUACAGAGGUUCACAAACAUGGUUUAGGCCCUCAACCAUUGGGCGGUGUCGCUGGACCAUCAUCAUCCAACAAUGCCAAGACGAUGAAGCAAAAAAAGAGUAGUGAUUUCAAGUAUGAUGUGCUCGGAUGGGUCAUCUUAGCUGUUGGCGUUGUUGCGUGGUUUAAUUUUGCCAAAUCUCAGAUGCCGGUCCCAAGGCAGUAACACUCACCAAGAGCGUCUAAAGACCACGACUUUUUUAUUCAUGUUCAAGCUAAAGAGUUUCAUUAUUACAACUCAGAAAAUGUAUAAGAAUUCAUACUGUCCUCUUUGGAAAUUAACAUACAAAUCAGUGAAGAGCAUAGUUACUUAACUCAGAAUAGUACUUCUCAUGAA
This is a messenger RNA of Camelina sativa (false flax), 897 nucleotides long. Its product is annotated as mitochondrial import receptor subunit TOM20-4. Gene Ontology annotation, biological process: protein insertion into mitochondrial outer membrane. Lineage: Eukaryota; Viridiplantae; Streptophyta; Magnoliopsida; Brassicales; Brassicaceae. The record is from RefSeq and is a predicted model, not a curated record. Gene Ontology annotation, cellular component: mitochondrial outer membrane translocase complex. Gene Ontology annotation, molecular function: protein binding.